Messenger RNA from Saprolegnia parasitica CBS 223.65, 426 nucleotides. RefSeq lists its product as hypothetical. The record is from RefSeq and is a predicted model, not a curated record. The transcript is spliced from 2 exons. The coding region runs from base 85 to 426 and encodes 113 amino acids. Lineage: Eukaryota; Oomycota; Saprolegniomycetes; Saprolegniales; Saprolegniaceae.
AGCGAUGUAUACGCCGAGCCCAACUGCGAGGCCAUCUACCUCGCGUCCAACACCUUUGCGACAACCUAUUUGUCCGAUCCAACAAUGCUCCGAGCAUUGGCAAUGGCGGCGGAGGCCGACGCCCACAGUCUCUCGAUCGAGAUGACGCAGUAUGUCAACCGCAGCGGCAACAUCGAGCUGUACCGAGUCAAUAUUCUGGAUCCGACCGACCGACCCUGGACGUUCUUUGGGUGGAACUAUCUGGCCGAUUGGGUUGUCGGGGAGCGCGAAGUCGUAUCGUUCCAAGGCGACGGCGGCACGGUCACGGCCAUGUCCCGCUACACCAUGCUAUCCACGCUCUCUCUUACCGACGCGGCGAUCCCGACGCGUCUCUCGUACAUCUGUCAGCAGUGUGUCCGGUAUGUCACGGGCGCCAUGAUGGUAUGA